Messenger RNA from Hibiscus syriacus, 929 nucleotides. RefSeq names its product probable carbohydrate esterase At4g34215. Lineage: Eukaryota; Viridiplantae; Streptophyta; Magnoliopsida; Malvales; Malvaceae. The record is from RefSeq and is a predicted model, not a curated record. The transcript has 5 exons. The coding region runs from base 54 to 929 and encodes 291 amino acids.
UAGAUUCCUGGGAGAUAAACAGAUUGAAAGACUGAAACUUGAAGUUUGAGUCAAUGCUUUCCUUCAUCCUCUUGGCUAUUUUGGCUCAAGCCUCGCCCGUAAAAUGUGGAAAUCCUCUUCAACAAAAAAUGAACAUAAUAAUCUUGGCAGGACAAAGCAACAUGGCCGGUCGUGGCGGAGUUCUUAACGACACUGCAACAGGGAUCACAGCUUGGGACGGCGUAGUUCCUCCGGAGUGCCAGCCGAACCCUUCGAUCUUCAGGCUGAGCGCGAACCUGACGUGGGUCGAAGCCCUUGAACCACUCCAUGCUGACAUUGAUUACAACAAGACAAAUGGGAUUGGACCUGGAAUGCCCUUUAUCAAUGCUGUGUUGGGUAAGAACCCUAAGUUUGGGGUGGUUGGAUUGGUCCCUCGUGCUCAGGAUUUUAAAUCGCGGUCCCAAUGUCAGAAAGGGGAGCUCUUGUACAAGCAGUUGGUGAAAAGAGCUCAAGCGGCGGUGAAGAGUGGGGGAGUGUAUAGGGCAAUGCUUUGGUAUCAAGGGGAGAGUGAUACAGAAAAUAAACAAGAUGCUGAUUUUUAUAAAGGUAGAUUGGAGAGAUUCUUCCAUGAUUUACGUUCCGAUCUGCAAACACCUACGCUCCCCGUAUUCCAGCUAGGGAUAAGCGGCCAAAUUGCCGAGAUAAUGUUGUGGGGAGGUGGGGCGAAUUCCCAAUAUAGGCCACAUCCGAAAUUAUUUUCUCAUCUUGGGCCAAACUUAAAGACUCCAAGAGUGUACAGCGUAUUCAGGCCAAUGGAUAAGACUCCAGAGUGCACGGCGUCUUCAGGCCAAUGUAUAAGACUCCAUGAGUGCACGGCGUCUUCAGGCUAUGCAGAAACAGGUUGGUGGUUAAACGGGAAACAUAUGAGCACCAUUAAUAUCCCGAGAUAG